This is a messenger RNA of Dermatophagoides farinae (American house dust mite), 3515 nucleotides long. The record is from RefSeq and is a predicted model, not a curated record. Lineage: Eukaryota; Metazoa; Arthropoda; Arachnida; Sarcoptiformes; Pyroglyphidae.
UGAUAUAAUUUCUAAAGAAAAAUCAAUCCCAAAUGAUUAUAAUUCUAGAUUAGAUAAUUUUGUUGUUGUUGAUUCAACAAUUGUACCAAAUGUAUCUGCCAUUGACAAUGAUGACGAUAAUGAAGCGUCUGAUGAAAUGAUGAUGAUAAUGCCAAGUUCAUCAUCCUUACAUCGUAUUCAUCGUCGUCGUCAUAAUGACAAUGAUUAUAAUGAUACAAUACAAAUUAAUUAAUCAUAAUAAUGUCAGUGAUGUUUAUAUUGUUGUGGACAAUGAUUAUCCUCAUGAUAGAAUAAUAAAAAAAGACAUACUACCACUAGAACAACAAAAUGAAUUAUCAAAUCAGACAGCAAAACAUUUGAUAAUCGAUAAGCAAUUCAAUAAUAAUCAAACUACAAAUUUUGCUACAAUAAAUUUCAUUGAAAAAUAUUCAAACACAAGUGAUCUAAUGAUAAUGUUAUCGGAUGCAUCUUCUCCACAAUCCAACACAACCAAUGAUUUCUUGCAACAACAUAAUAUUUAUCGUUAUUAUUCACAACGACAAGAGAAUGAUUUAAAAACAUUAUUAUCACGAUAUCCAUCACUUCGAUUACCACCACCUCCGCCUGAAUAUGCUGAUGAUUUUGAUCCAGGCAUAACCGAAGUAUCGACAGUAUCCGGUAGCUCAGUAGACAUUCCUUGCAAUACAACGUGGAUAGAAGAUGAAGUAUCAUUAGUAUUAUGGUUUCGUGGCGAUACCGGUGUGCCAAUAUAUCGUGUUGAUGCCCGUAAUGUGCCUUUAUCGAAAGCCAUCCAUACCACAUCGGAUGAAUCGCGUAAACGCCUUUAUUUCGAUAUGAAACAACAACCACCAGUAUUACGAAUUAAACCGGUAAUGGCAUCGGAUGCUGCUGAAUAUCGUUGCCGUGUUGAUUUUCGUCAAUCACGUACACAAAAUGUUAUUGUAUUGCUUAAUGUUACAGUGCCUCCAAAAGAAUUACUAAUUAUGGAUGUUGAAGGACAAAAACUAGAAGGAGUUAUCGGACCAUAUGAUGAAGGUUCGAAUGUGAUUUUAAUUUGUGAAGCAGAAGGAGGAAAACCUUCACCAUCUGUAAAUUGGUAUCAGGCAAAUCGUCUCAUCGAUUCAACAUAUACAAUUGGUCCACAUGGUCUUGUACGAAAUGAAUUAAAUAUACGUAAUUUAAAUCGAUCUGAUUUUAUGUCAAUUUUGACUUGUCGUGCUUCGAAUAAUAACGUUACUGAACCAAUCAGUGCAACGGUCAUACUGGAUAUGAAUCUUCGUCCAAUUGAUGUGAAAAUAUUGCCUAAAUCAUAUUUGAAAUCAAAAUCAUCAUCAUCAUCAUCAUCGCACAAUGGUUCAAUAACAUCAUCAACGACAUUCAUGAUUGAUCCAAGACUUUCAUUUAUACUUCCGGCCGGUUCAAAAGCUGAAUUUCAAUGCCAAAGUACUGGAUCUAGGCCAGCCGCACAGAUAUCAUGGUGGUUAGGCAAUGAACGUCUUAGCUCAAAUGUUCGUGAUAGCGUCAAUGAAGAUGGUAAUGCAACCGUAUCCACUAUUGUAUUCGUACCAAGUGUUGAAGAUAAUGGAAAAUUAUUGACAUGCCGGGCAGACAAUUUGCCGAUGCCACAUACGGCAUUAAAAGAUGAACGAUUACUCAAUGUACAAUUUGCACCACAAUUACGAAUCAGUUUCGGUACGAAUAUUCAAAUUGAUUCAAUACGUGAAGGAAGCGACGUAUAUAUGGAAUGUCAUGUUAAAGCUAAUCCUCCUGUCAAAGAAGUUGUGUGGCUACAUGAAGAUCGUCCAAUUCAUUCAUUGAUGUCUGGUGAUCCAAACAUGUUGCCAGAUGAUCCGACAUUACCGACAUUAUCGUCAUCUUCAUCAUUAUCGAUGGCUAUAGGAUCCACUGUAAUUAUGACAAAUCAAUCAUUAGUGAUACAAAAAGUCCAUCGUUCACAUCGUGGACGUUAUCAAUGUGUUGCAUUCAAUGAACAAGGUGAAACCGUUUCCGAUCCAUUAUAUCUCAAAGUUAACUUUGCACCAAGCUGUAAACCGGGACAAAAAUUACAAUAUGGUGUUUCACGUAAUGAACAGAUACGGAUACGUUGUGAAGUCGAUGCUGAACCAUCAACUGAUCUGACAUUUCGUUGGACAUUAAAUACAUCGGGCAGUGGUGAAACAUCCGUAGAAUGGGCUUCAUUCACUGUCAAUGCAACAACAUCGAUUGCUACUUAUAGACCAGAAAGUUCACUUGAUUAUGGUACAUUGUCAUGUUUAGCACAGAACAGUAUUGGAAUACAGAAUAAGCCUUGCAUUUAUAGUGUUGUACCCGCUGGUCGGCCUGAUGCUGUUCGUGGUUGCGCUAUCACAAAUCAUUCCAUGAGUACAUUACUAGUCGAAUGUAUACCCGGUGAUGAUGGUGGCUUACGACAACAUUUCAAUCUAGAAGUUUAUAUUGGAUCAACAACUAAUCUUGGAUCAUCAUCUAAUAUUGGUAAUGGUGCUACUAUCAUCAAUGCUAAUAAUAAAGUUGUGGAUCAAACAUUAGCUGCGCAAUCAGCCAGUAUCGCAACAACGACAACAACAACAUCGAUCAAUAGUAAUUCAUUAUUACAACAUCCACAACGGUUACAUUCAAAUCAUAGCUCAUCGCAGCCAAAUUUUAUUGUCAGUUCGUUAACACCGGGUACACCCUAUACACUUGUAUUAUAUGCAACUAAUGCCAAAGGACGUUCACAUUCUGUUUCAUUGUCGGCGGUCACGUUAUCUUCACCCGAAAAACAUACAGCCCGUGGGAGUUUCGAACAAAUCGUUGUUCAUCCUAUUUUAGGCAUCUUAAUUGGAAUCGUUGCAACAAUUGUCAUAACUGUGAUUAUAUUAAUAUUACUUAUACGUAGCCGUAUUGGCGGAAAUAAUAAUGCAAAUGGAUCGCGUAGUACCGGUAUCAAUAACUGUAGUGGCAAUAAUAAUGGCCAUAAUAAUCAUAAUGAUAAUAAUCAUCGUAAACGGCGAAACAACAAACAGCAAAAACAAUCACCGCAAUCAUCGUCAUCAUCACCUUCCAUGAAAACGACCGUAGCCUUUACACGUCCAUCAUUGAAUGGAACAAAUUCAACAAUGAUGAUGGCCACCACCACAGCCAAUAAUAAUAAUAAUAAUAAUGCUGAUGAUGAUGAUAAUAAUAUUGAUGGAUCAAUUGAUCUUUCGGCGAAUGAUGCAUUAUUGGCCAUUGGUUCAACAAUAUCACCAUCAAUAAUUACAUCUAAUGGUGAUAUGAAAUUGAAACGAAUCAAACAUGAACAAACACAUCAUCAUCAUCAUCAACGUUACAUCAUGAAUCAAAAGAUUUGAGCAAUAUGUUAUUCAAAAAGAAAUCACCAUCAAAAAAACAACAACAACAAUUUCAAAAUGCAAACAACAACAAAAACAAUGAUAACAGAAAACAGCUUGGCAAUAUUUCAACAAAAGAUUCAAUUAUCCUCGAAACUGAUACGACCAUCAUGGAUAUUAAUGGCG